AAACCCGACAGACAUCGCCCCCUCACUGGCACUCCAAAGUCCAAAGAACCAAAAUACACACCAAAGAACUCCGACAAAGAAACGAGCCCCAAAUCACUCAAUCCAGAGCAACGGCGGCCACCACAACAAUGCCUCCCCACCACCUCGCUCUCCUCUUCCUCGUGCUUCUGCUCUCUUCCCCAACGCUCUCCCUCGCCGCCUCCGCCUGCGCGAGCGAGAAGUUCCCGGCGGGGCGCAAGUACGCCAACUGCGAGGACCUGCCGCAGCUGGGGGCCGCCCUGCACUGGACCUACGACGACGCCACAGCCGCCCUCUCGCUGGCCUUCGUGGCGGCGCCGGCCAAGCCCGGCGGCUGGGUGGCCUGGGGCCUCAACCCCAUCGGCAGCGGCAUGGCCGGCGCGCAGGCGCUCGUCGCCCUCAGGCCGUCUCCCUCGGCGCCGGUGGCCGUCAGGACGUACAACAUCACGGGCUACGUGCCGCUUGGCGGGGACUCGACGCCGCUCGCGUUCCCGGCCACGGAGCUCGCCGCCGACGAAGAAUCCGGGGGGAAGAUCAUCCGGGUGUACGGGAAGCUGCAGCUGAGGAAGGGGAUGAAGGAGGUGAGCCAGGUCUGGCAGGUGGGGCCGUCUGUCAGCAAGGGCGCCCCCGACAAGCACGACGUCGCCGCCGGCAACCUCGCGGCCAAGGCCACGCUCGUGCUCGCCGGCGGAUCCGGCAAGGCGGCGGCGGGCCCCGCGCCGGCGCCGACGAGCGGUGGUGGGCCGGAUGCUGGCGAGGGCGCUGGGACGGUCACGGCGCCGGCCGCGGGGACGACGACCCCCUCGGCCUCGGCCUCGGCGGCCGGCAUGUCUUCGGCCACGUUUCUCGUGCUGGCAUCGGCAGCUGCUUUCUUCUUGGCGUAGGUAGUAAGCAAUUUUCAAGCAUGCAUAUGAGAUGGUUGAUGAGCGGCAUCAUCAAUCGUCAUCAUUUCUUGGCGACAAGGGUGUCGAGCACUAUGAUUAAUUAAUUAAUUAGCGGAGGCUUGGCUUGGGGACUUGGGGCCAUGCAUCGGCACGGGCAGGAGGACGAAGGAAGCCAUUUUUUCUCGAUGGAUGAAUGAUACUGGAGUAUUGUUCUUCUCAGUAUUUUCUAUCCAUCCCGAUUAAUUCUUUUCCAUUUGAGAAAUAAGAGAUGGCUGCAGCCUGGUGCAUUUUGGUUUUGCGACAAUUUUUAUGAAACGGAGGGAGCAGCGUAUUUAUGUACUGCUGGACUGGUUGGUCCGUGAUUAUUACCACUGCGCCGACAGUCAUUGAUAUUCAUCAUAUGGGCUGAUUAAGCCUUUUCAUCCUCA
Molecule: messenger RNA, 1330 nt
Organism: Brachypodium distachyon (stiff brome)
Lineage: Eukaryota; Viridiplantae; Streptophyta; Magnoliopsida; Poales; Poaceae
Product: auxin-induced in root cultures protein 12
Exons: 1
Coding region: 129-902 (257 amino acids)
Source: RefSeq, a predicted model, not a curated record